GCUUUCCACGCUGGGGGCAUGGAAGUGGAAAAUCGCACCUUCCUUACUGAAUUCAUCCUGGUGGGCUUCUCAGCAGAUCCCCGGUGGCAGCUGAUUCUAUUUGGACUAUUUCUGUUACUCUAUCUGUUAACCUUGUCAGGCAACAUGAGCCUCGUUAUCCUAAUCUGGAUUGAUUCACGCCUGCAUACACCUAUGUACUUUUUCAUAGGUAGCCUUUCCUUUCUGGAUUUCUGGUACACCUCCGUGUAUAUCCCCAAAAUCUUGGCUAUUUGUGUUUCAGAGGAUAAGCGCAUCUCCCUGGCUGGAUGUGGGGCUCAGUUUUUCUUCUCCUGUGUUGUAGCCUACACCGAGGGCUAUCUCCUAGCAGCUAUGGCCUAUGACCGUCAUGCAGCAAUUUGUAAGCCACUACUGUAUUCAAGUGUUAUGUCUACUGCUCUGUGUACUGGGCUGGUGGCUGGCUGCUACAUAGGAGGAUUCCUGAAUGCCAUCGCGCACACUGCCAACACAUUCCGCCUGCGUUUCUGUGGUCAAAACAUCAUUGACCACUUUUUCUGUGAUGUACUACCCCUGGUUAAAAUGUCCUGUACGGAUACCCAGGAGUACGUGAAAAUCCUUACAUGUAUGGUUGGCUUCACUGUCUUCUCCUGCCUCCUCGUCAUCUUUCUCUCCUACUUCACCAUCCUCCUGGCUAUCCUGAGGAUUCGCUCAGCCUCAGGAAGGCGCAAGGCGUUUUCCACCUGUGCCUCCCACCUCAUCUCUGUCAUGCUGUUCUAUGGAUCCGUGCUCUUCAUAUAUUCAAGACCCAGCUCCUCCUACUCCCUGGAGAGAGACAAGGUGACUGCCUUGUUCUACACCAUCGUCAACCCUCUGCUCAACCCCCUCAUCUACAGCCUGAGAAACAAGGAUGUCAAAGAGGCCUUCAGGAAAGCCACGCAGAGCAUAUGUUCGUAA
This is a messenger RNA of Ochotona curzoniae (black-lipped pika), 951 nucleotides long. RefSeq names its product olfactory receptor 9G4-like. The transcript has a single exon. Bases 19 to 951 code for a protein of 310 amino acids. Gene Ontology annotation, molecular function: odorant binding; olfactory receptor activity; G protein-coupled receptor activity. The record is from RefSeq and is a predicted model, not a curated record. Gene Ontology annotation, biological process: sensory perception of smell; G protein-coupled receptor signaling pathway. NCBI's taxonomy places the organism in Eukaryota, Metazoa, Chordata, Mammalia, Lagomorpha, Ochotonidae. Gene Ontology annotation, cellular component: membrane.